Messenger RNA from Brienomyrus brachyistius, 4644 nucleotides. Its product is annotated as scavenger receptor cysteine-rich type 1 protein M130-like. The transcript is spliced from 18 exons. Gene Ontology annotation, cellular component: membrane. Lineage: Eukaryota; Metazoa; Chordata; Actinopteri; Osteoglossiformes; Mormyridae. The coding region runs from base 435 to 3473 and encodes 1012 amino acids. The record is from RefSeq and is a predicted model, not a curated record.
UUUGAUUCCACAUGUUAACUCCUUACUCCUUACUUACUCUGACAAGGAAAUCACAAACUAUAGAGACUAUAUAUAAAUACUGUAUAUAGACCAUAUAUUGUGUUUCACAUUACUGGUUCCUAGUGAAGCCUGUUGCUUUCCUGCUGAUUAUACAUUAUUUCAUCAUCUGGGCAGGUUUACUGCUGAGAGGAGGAGUCCCGACUCACAUCACCGCUACCGUAUGUGUAUAUUUGGAGAAAAUGAGCUUAGAGCCCUCUGAUUUGUCACUGGGCCUGUUUGAUGUUUUCCUGUAGUUCCUCUGAUAAGGCAGUGCUGAGUGUGAUUGGUGGGUGGGGGCGUGUUCACUCUGGGGGGCAGGAUGGUAUAAAGACCCUCGCUGAGAGCUCAGAGGUGAAGGUUGGAGUCUCAGCUCUGGGGAGAGCUGGUUUGUCUUGAUGAAGAUGGAGAUCUGCCUGUUCAUCCUCCCUCUCUCAUGCCUGCUUCUGCUCACCACAGCCAACAGUGACAUCAGGCUGGUGGAUGGCGGCAGUCCCUGUGCUGGGAGAGUGGAGGUUCUUCAUGAAGGACAGUGGGGUACAGUGUGUGGUGAUUACUGGGAUAUAGAGGAUGCUGCAGUGGUGUGUAGGCAGAUGUUCUGUGGAGAUGCUGCAGCAGCACCACAGUAUGGUCACUUUGGAGCAGGAACAGGGAGCAUCUGGAUGGACAACGUGAACUGUGGAGGGUCAGAGUCGACACUGAAGGCCUGUGGACACAAUGGAUGGGGACGUCAUAACUGUGGUCGUUACCAGGAUGCUGGAGUCGUCUGUUCAGGAAAUGUUGAAAUGCAGCUGACAGGAGGCCCUCAUCCGUGCUCUGGGAGACUGGAAUUAAAACAUGGAGACUCAUGGUACACAGUGUGUGACCCUGACUUUGACCUGCAGGAGGCAAAGGUUGUGUGUCGGCAUCUGCGCUGUGGGAUCCCUGUGGAGGAGCCCUGGGAGGCUGCAUUUGGGGAGGGGGGCGGGCAGGUGUGGUCAAAGAAGGUUAACUGUAAAGGGGAUGAAUCUUUUCUUGGUCUUUGUGAAAGAUCAUCCACAGAGAAACAAGACUGCACUCAUGAGACUGAUGUCGGGCUGAAGUGCAUAUGGUACACAGACUCCAGGCUGGUGGGCGGCCCUGACUCCUGCUCCGGGAGGGUGGAGCUGCAGUACCUCAGUGAGUGGGGGACAGUGUGUGAUGCAUCCUGGGAUAUGAGAGCAGCCAGUGUCCUCUGUCGGCAGCUGCAGUGUGGGGGCGCUGUGGCAGUGCCAGGACAGGCCUGGUUUGGAGAGGGGAGGGACCACAUCUGGGCUGAUGUGUUUGAGUGCCAGGGGAAUGAGACACACCUCUCCCAGUGUGCUGUGUCCUCAUGGAGUCGAGCUGCAUGCUCUCAUGGACGGGAUGCAGGAGUCAUCUGUGAGGGGUCUAAAUAUCUCUCAGCCCUCAAUGGGACAGUACGUCUGUCUGGAGAGAGUGGCUGUGAGGGUCAGGUGGAGGUUUACUACCAGCUGAGCUGGAGCAGAGUUCUUAUGGACUCCUGGAGCUUCAGGGAGGCCUCUGUGGUCUGCAGGCAGCUGGGCUGUGGCUCUGCAGUGAGGCUGAACAGUUCCUCCCUGUCUGGGACAGGGGACAGUGAUGUGUGUCUGACAGGGUAUCAGUGCUCUGGGAAUGAGUCUCACCUGUUGAACUGCAGUGAUCAACAGAGACUGAACUGCAGCUCUGGUCCACAUGUGUCCAUAGAGUGUUCCAAGCACAGGUCCAUCAGGCUGGUGGGUGAUGCUGGGGGCUGUGCAGGGAGGCUGGAGGUGCUCCACCAGGGCUCCUGGGGGACAGUGUGUGGAGACUCAUGGGACCUGAAGGAUGCUCAGGUGGUCUGCAGACAGCUCCAGUGUGGGACGGCUCUCCGUGACCCAGUGCCCACCUUCUUUGGACCAGGAACUGGACCCAUCUGGCUGGAUGAGGUGGACUGUGAGGGGAAUGAGACGUCUCUGUGGGACUGUCCUUCAGCACCGAGGGGACAGAAUGACUGUGUCCAUAAAGAGGACGUAGGAGUUGUGUGUUCAGACUUUAAAGAGAUCAGGCUGUCUCAAGGCUGCUCUGGGCAGCUGGAGGUUUUCUACAAUGGCACCUGGGGAAAUGUGUGCUUCAAUCAAAUGGACACAAACACCACCAGUCUGAUAUGUCAAAAUCUCAACUGUGGAAAGAAUGGGACUGUUUCUUACUCACGGUCUCGUCUGAAAGGAGCUCCGAACUGGCUUGAUAACCUGAAAUGUCGCCGACAUGACUCCACACUGUUUCAUUGCCCGUCCUCUAACUGGGGAGACAAUAAAUGUGAUGAAGGUGAAGUGGCUCAGAUCACCUGUGAAGGAUGUUCUGCAGCUUCCAAGGACAGACCAUGUUCACGCCACCGCCCCAUGAGACUGCAGGGCGGCAGUACUGAGUGCUCAGGGAGGGUGGAGUUGUGGCAUAACGGCUCCUGGGGGACGGUCUGUGACGACUCCUGGGACCUGAGAGAUGCUCUGGUGGUCUGCAGACAGCUGGGCUGUGGACCAGCACUGGAGGCUCAUGGGAACUCUGCCUUUGGACGAGGAAAUGGCACCAUUUGGCUGAAUGAGGUGAACUGCAGGGGUGAUGAGCUCCACCUGUGGGACUGUCCUCACUCUCUUCAGGUCCAGUGGAACUGCAGCCACAAGGAGGAUGCUGGUGUUACCUGUGCAGGUUCAUCGCUGCUUAAGGCCACUACAGAGUUUCCUUCAAGAUCCACUACAACAAGAAAAGUUCCUCCUACAGUUGUACCCCCUUCCAUUCCUUUUGUGGUCUUCCUGGUACUGGGAGCUCUUCUCUUCCUGCUGCUGGUGAUAACAGCUGUCCAGUUGUUCCAGAACAGACUGCUGAAGAGAGCUCUGUACCAGGAGGGUCUCACCCCUCUGCACGAGGCCAUUUAUGAGGAGAUAGAGUACAAUCUGACUAGGGGGGAGACCUACAGAGCCCCUCGCAAGGGAAGUGUCCUCUCUGAGGAGCUGCCCUCUGGGUAUGAAGAUGUGGAGGACAGUAAAGGAGACCCUCUCUCAGAGGAAUCAGAGAGAGAAGUGAAGGACGGUGAUGAUGAUGCUGUCAUUACAGGAAAGAUUGCUGAUCAUCUAUCAGGGGAUCUGGUGAUAAAAGACACACCAGCAGACUAUGAUGAUGCUGGUUCUGUUGGGCGGGACUCAGGACAUUUCUUUGGUUCAGGGUUGAUGGUGACAGGAGACACAGCAGAGGACUAUGAUGAUGUUGAGGGUAUAGAGCAGAGCCCACAUGUUUUACCAGGUGAGAGAGCUUUGACCACACUGCCCCCUGGGGAGGGCCCCCCUGAACCUGACCAGACUGACUAUGAUGAUGUGGGGGAGGAGGGACUGACAGUUCUGCCUGAGGAAGCUCCUGUCCAAAGGUUCAUGAAGAUGUUCUUCAAAUGAGCUUCAUGACAGCAGCAUCUACCACAUUAACAUUGCGAUUCACCAUUUUAUGGAUUUUCAAGGUCUUAAGAUAUUUAUUUAAGGUAAAGGCAGUUUAAUAAUAUGCUCUUAUAUAGUAAAAACAACUUUUGUCCACCUGUAAAAUAUAUCUUCCAAAUGGCUACUGCCUGCAACGAGCCACAUAAAUAUUUAUGUCUAGCACUUACAACAUCAUUACACCAUUUACACAUUGUGUAUUUUUGCCUGAUUUUUAAAGCCUUAAAUACCUGUAAUCCUUAUCAGAAGUAGUUUUGGUUACCUGAUUAAUGUCCUGUGUUCACUAUGCUAGUCAGACAUUUGCAUUUAUUUUAUUUAGCAGGGACUUUUCUCCAAAGCGAUGUUCCAGUGACACAAAUAGCACAUCUGUAAUGAACAGCUGUCAAGGAUUUGAUUGGGCAGCUAGACUGUAUUUCCAGUGAAUGUCCAAGUUCACGUGUAAGCAGUAUUGGUGCAAAACCAAGAGCUAGACAACGUCUUACAAUCAAAGCAAGAACCUAAUAUGUCCACUAUACAAAUCAGCAGAAAGUGCAGCUUUAGAAGGAUCCAGAAAACAUCAUUCAUUACUUGUUAUGAGCCUGAGGAUCCACUAACAUUAGCAGAACAUCAGUUUCUCCAUCCAUGCAAAGACCCUGUUUGGAUGGAGAUGUACUGCCACUGGCUCACAGGCUGUUAGAUCAUUGCUGUUCUUAAAUUCACACCCUCCUCUGUUCAGUCUCUGAAUUUGUAUUGCUGCAAUUUUUAGGGAUGGGAAAUGGAAAUACGGGACAAAUCACAUAUUUUUCACAGAGUGGGAACCCCUACCACAGUCCACACCAGGGAUAGCCAAUCUUAUCCGCAAAUGGCCGGUGUGUAUGCGGGUUUUUGGGAUACCCGUUAGCUCAACUGUUCACGCCCAGGUGUGAGGACUCUUCAGCCAAUCAGUCCUCUAAUUCAUCAUCUAAUUACGGAGUCACAGCGAAAACCUGCACACACAGCGGCCCUUUGCGGAUAAGAUUGGCCACCCCUGGUCCACACGGACAACUCCAGCACACGCACAUGACAAAAAUGAGGUAAUGAUUAGAUUACCCAAUCAUAAGGGUUUUCAUAUUACAGCAUGUCCAAAAUAUUUUGUACAUUUUAUUAAAAUAGGAGA